UGAAAACUUCAACUUGGCAAUAAUGAGAAUUGUAUCUUUCAUGUUGGUUGUUCUUAUUUCAAUGCUCUUUAUCAAUGAAAUAAUGGCACAAAGUACUGGAAAAGGAUGUAAAGUUCCUUCACAAUGCAAACCUCGUAAAGAUUUUGAUCAUAUUUGUUAUCACGGAGUUUGCCAUUAUUACCCUAAUUGAAUCAAUUGUAGCAAUUUUUCUUCAAGAAAAUAAAAUAAU
This is a messenger RNA of Caenorhabditis elegans, 229 nucleotides long. RefSeq names its product FIP (Fungus-Induced Protein) Related (gene F55H2.8). Bases 23 to 190 code for a protein of 55 amino acids. The transcript has 2 exons. Lineage: Eukaryota; Metazoa; Nematoda; Chromadorea; Rhabditida; Rhabditidae. The record is from RefSeq and is marked reviewed.